AAUAAACUUUCCCGCCUUUGUUUGAAAUUGAAGUUCUAAUUUCAGAGACAAAAAUUUAAAUUUUGUUUCUAUUUUUAAUAUUAUUUUUAUUUUUUAUUGCCAAGAAACCUAAAUAUGAAGCACCAGCAGGUUAGCGUAGACUACUGGUCUAUGGGGAAGGCUAUGGUGGUGUAUGGAGCAUUGACUAUAUUGUGUUGGGUGAUGCUGCGGCUUUUCAACACAGUUUUCACACUGCCAAGGAGGUUGCGAGCUCAGCACGAAAAUGUUCAGGAAACUUUGAAGGAACUUCAGAAACGGUUCCCUGACCUGAACAUAACUGAAGAAGAGUUGAAAGAAGCUGAAAAAGAACUGGAGGCAUUGACAAAAGAAGAAGAAUCCGCGGAAAUCAAGGAUAAAGAGGAAACUUCUCAGAUAGAGGACAAAAAAACUAUUUAAUACUCCUUUUAAAAAUUUCGUUCAUACUAUUAGGUCAGUCAGUACAAAAAUAUUUUUCCUUUAAUUGCCUUUAUGAUUUGGCCAAAUCGUAAAAAAGAUCACCAUCAUGUUACAUAAAUCUGCAGCAUGGAAAGGUUUUUGGGAAUUCCCGUUUAAGCGAAACCCUAGGCCAAAGCACGUAAAUAUAUACUUAAGAGUGUCGUAGAAGUAGCC
This is a messenger RNA of Amyelois transitella, 648 nucleotides long. RefSeq lists its product as uncharacterized. Bases 115 to 435 code for a protein of 106 amino acids. The record is from RefSeq and is a predicted model, not a curated record. NCBI's taxonomy places the organism in Eukaryota, Metazoa, Arthropoda, Insecta, Lepidoptera, Pyralidae. The transcript is spliced from 2 exons.